CUGUAUCAAGCACUGCUCAGACGGUCGCAUGAAGUGUUCUACGAGUCGCCUAGCUAACACCUGCCUAGCUAGCAAGUCUUAUUUAGCUAAAUUAUUAAUUGAGAGAUCUAUCACUUCGUGUUUAAAAUCAAAUAAGCCUAUUUCUAGUUGGUUUCUAUCCUAUCCUGUCGGAACUACCAUCGCUGGGUGGAGCCAGCUAUUACAACUAUUUCUACUCAUUAACGGACCCAGCUCUCCCGAAGCAGUCCUCUUCGAACUUCUUUACUCGCAGUUACCACGGUGUUUUGCUGCUGGAAACAAUUCUUCAGAUAACAACAGCGGUGAUAAUUUGAACACCAAAGUAUCCAAAUUGGAACAAAUUGGCUUCGAGACAGGCUACAGACUCGUUGAACGACUAACGAAAGACUGCCCGCGUUUUAAAUCAGAACUCGAUAUCGUCAAGUUCAUCUGUACGGAAUUUUGGUCGGCCCUAUUUAAAAAACAGGUGGACAACUUGCGCACAAAUUACCAGGGUGUCUACGUCCUCCAAGAUCUCCGAUUUCGAUUUCUUGCUGCGAUGUCAUCAUCUAAACAAUACAUGGAGUCUACACCAUGCUACCUUGCUUUUCCCUGCGGGUUGAUCCGGGGAGCUCUGUCUAACCUUGGUGUGACGUCGGUCGUCACAGUAGAAGUGACAGAAUUGCCUAGCUGUAAAUUUCAGAUACAAGCACAGCCCUCAUAGGCUGUAGAUUUUUAAAAUGUAAUUUCUACUGGCUCUAUUCUAUGAACGAACAUUUAUGUAACAUG
This is a messenger RNA of Varroa destructor (honeybee mite), 786 nucleotides long. Its product is annotated as trafficking protein particle complex subunit 6b-like. Gene Ontology annotation, biological process: endoplasmic reticulum to Golgi vesicle-mediated transport; regulation of GTPase activity. The record is from RefSeq and is a predicted model, not a curated record. Gene Ontology annotation, cellular component: TRAPP complex; cis-Golgi network; trans-Golgi network. NCBI's taxonomy places the organism in Eukaryota, Metazoa, Arthropoda, Arachnida, Mesostigmata, Varroidae.